UUGGAGAUACAGUGGAGUCGGGCUGGGAUUUUCUGACGCCGUAUGUUUUUCUUAAAAUAUCUGAUUUCGUACUUUGUCGGGGUUCGUCUACCGUGCGCGAUCGGCGCCGUAAUCGGCAGUGGAAAUGAUGAACUCCAGUGUCGACCUGUCGCGGCGGAAUCCGCAGGAGGAUUUCGAGCGGAUCCAAAGGAUAGGAAGCGGCACAUACGGAGAUGUGUACAAGGCUCGUAAUGUAAACACAGGAGAGCUGGCUGCUAUCAAAGUCAUCAAACUGGAACCGGGUGAGGACUUUGCUGUCAUCCAGCAGGAGAUCAUAAUGAUGAAGGACUGUAAGCACUCCAACAUUGUCGCCUACUUUGGCAGUUAUCUCCGGAGAGAUACGUUAUGGAUCAGUAUGGAGUACUGUGGAGGAGGCUCUCUGCAGGACAUCUACCAUGUCACUGGGCCUUUGUCAGAGUCACAGAUUGCCUACAUGUCGCGGGAGACCCUGCAGGGUUUAUACUAUCUACACAAUAAAGGCAAAAUGCACAGAGACAUCAAGGGAGCCAACAUCCUCCUGACAGACAACGGCUAUGUUAAACUAGCUGACUUUGGCGUAUCGGCCCAGAUCACAGCAACUCUGGCCAAGAGGAAGUCAUUCAUUGGAACUCCUUACUGGAUGGCUCCUGAGGUAGCUGCAGUGGAGAGGAAAGGAGGCUACAACCAGCUGUGUGACAUAUGGGCUGUGGGCAUAACUGCAAUAGAGUUGGCUGAACUACAGCCACCCAUGUUUGACUUGCACCCAAUGAGGGCACUGUUCUUAAUGACCAAGAGUAAUUUCCAGCCUCCUAAAUUGAAAGAUAAACUCAAAUGGACAAAUAACUUCCACCAUUUUGUCAAACUAUCCCUGACUAAGAACCCAAAGAAGAGGCCCACAGCUGAGAAGCUGCUGCAGCAUCCUUUUGUGUCUCAGCCUCUCAGCAGGACACUGGCUAUUGAGCUGCUGGACAAAGCCAGCAACCCUGACCACAGCACCUACAACGACUUUGACGAUGACGACCCCGAACCUGAGUUUAAGUACAGGGGCCAUUUCCUACCCAUAAGCCCCGGUGCUCGACGCGCACCCCGUUUUGCAGCCCGUUGGAAGUCUCCGGUCUCUGUUCCUCACCGUAUUCGUUCCACAAGCAGGAGCACACGAGAAGGGAAGACACUGUCAGAGAUUAACUUUGGACAGGUGAAGUUUGAUCCUCCGUUGAGAAAGGAGACGGAGCCCCACCAUGAGCCGCGUGGUUCUGAGCCCUAUCUGGACUGUGUUGAGGAGCUCUACUAUACCGCGAGAUCUAAUCUGGACCUGCAGUUGGAGUAUGGCCAUGAUUCAUCAAGUCUGCUGGGAGGAAACAAGAGUCUUCUCAAAUCUGUGGAGGAAGAGCUUCAGCAGAGGGGCCAUGUGGCACACUUAGGGGAUGAUGAGGAUGAGGAUGAUGCAGAUGAUGAUGAAACUCACACUCAUAAAUCGAGCACCAUCAUGAGGCCAAAGGUCCCGCCCCCACUUCCUCCCAAGCCCAAGUCCAUCCGUUCGUCCCAGCAGCAGCAUAAACUAGAUGACAGCCACUCGCACAGCGAGGACGACAGUGGCGGUGGAGGGACCAUCAAACGCUGUCCAGUCCCACAGACGGCAAGCCCAGCUAGGCCUGCCUCCAAUGUUCCCCCGCGUCCCCCGCCCCCGAAGCUGCCGCCCCACCGCCGCAGUAGCCUAGGUAACGAGAGCCCGAAGUGCACGGACGUGGAAAACUCUGCCCCAGAGGAUGAUGGGAGCUUUAGGCAUUUCUGGGAGUGGCUCCACACACCUCACACAGAGGAGGAGCUGGAGGAGGCAUGGGAGGUGCUGAAGGAGGUGAAAGAGGAGCAGGAAAAAAAGGAGGAAAAUGAAGCGAGUAAUGGGCUUAACGCUCCACACAACGGUGAGAGGGACAGUCCAGCAGAAAGACAGUCCACCAUGCCCCCUAGUGUCCCCGUACGGAAAGAUAAGAAGGAUGUUCCGAUGCCGAUCAGUAAUGGCCUCCCACCUACACCCAAAGUCCAUAUGGGUGCAUGUUUCUCCAAGGUGUUCAAUGGCUGCCCGCUGAAGGUCCAUUGUGCCACUUCCUGGAUCAACCCUGACACCAGAGACCAGUAUUUGAUAUUUGGAGCUGAAGAGGGGAUCUACACAUUAAAUCUUAAUGAGCUUCAUGAGACUACAAUGGAACAGCUCUUCCCUCGGCGGUGUACUUGGCUAUACGUCAUGAACAACUGUCUUCUUUCCAUAUCUGGAAAAGCCUCCCAGCUGUACUCCCACAGUCUGAGUGGUAUGUUCGAACAGGCCCGACAGUUACAGAAGUUACCAGUAGCCAUUCCCACACACAAACUGCCUGAUAAGAUCAUUCCCAGGAAGUUUUCUGUAUCCAAUAAAAUCCCAGACACUAAAGGGUGCCAAAAGUGCUGUGUUGUGCGUAACCCAUACACAGGUCAUAAGUACCUGUGUGGAGCCUUCCAGUCCAGUGUCAUGCUGUUGGAGUGGGUGGAGUCCAUGCAGAAGUUCAUGCUCAUCAAGAAUAUCGACUUCCCGUUGCCGUGCCCUUUGGAGGUCUUUGAGAUGCUGGUGGUCCCGGAGCACACCUACCCUCUGAUCUGUGUGGCAGUCAGUAAAGGCACAGAACUCAACCAGGUCGUCCGGUUCGACACCGUCAACCCCAACUCUACCUGCUCCUGGUUCACAGAAUCAGACACACCACAGACGUGUGUGAUCCAUGUCACUCAGUUAGAGAGAGACACCAUCUUAGUCUGCCUCGACAGAUGUAUAAAGAUAGUGAACCUCCAGGGUCGGUUGAAAUCCAGCAGAAAGCUGUCAGCUGAGCUGACUUUCAACUUCCAGAUUGAAGCCAUAGUUUGUCUUCAAGACAGCGUACUGGCCUUCUGGAGGCACGGCAUGCAGGGACGAAGUUUCAAGACCAAUGAGAUCACACAGGAAAUCUCUGACAGCACACGCAUCUUCAGACUACUGGGAUCAGACAGACGUGUUGACUGUAGACAUCCAGAGGCUGAGGACAGAGGCCUCUCUCUGCCCAGAGUGGUGGUGCUGGAGAGCCGGCCUACAGACAACCCGACCGCCCACAGCAACCUCUACAUCCUGGCAGGCCAUGAAAACAGCUACUGAGACACACACACACACACACACACACGUACACAAACACACACGUACACAUGCACCAUCAACAGCUACACCACUAAUGCAAACAAGGGAGCGAGCGGUCGAGAAAUCCGCUCAGCCCAAACACACGCUAAACCCUUUCAUCUUCUCACCCGGCCUGUCGGCAGUGUAACUGGAAAAUGAGUAGUUCACUGGUGCGGAUUGUGGAUUCCCACUCGCAGAGGUUUAAAACGCACCAGAGUGUUUUCAUGUGGAUCAGGUCAACAUGGUGUAGUAGGACAGCGGGUCGUGGACGAGGGUUCAAACGGCCUGCCAGUUCAGUGGUGCGAUUAUCUGGGGAAUCUCUUCUCUGCUUCUUAAGAGUGACUUUAGCCCAGAACUCCAACAGCAUCUACACCUUCCCCUGCAUACUACACACUGGGAAAACAGCAUCCUGCACAGAAGUUUGACUUCAACACUACGUCUACUACUAAUUCUUGUACACACAUUAGUACUACUGCUACUUUCACUAAAGCUUCACAGAACAGCCAUCUUGCACAGAAAAUCUCCUCUUUUCUCCUUUGUAGUUUUCUCCUCCGUCUCCUCCUCCUCCCCCCUCUUUACCCUUUCCUCCCUUUUUAAACUACACCUUUAUUUAUUGUGGCAUGAUGUAACUUUAACAAUCAGGAUGGCUUUCCUGUUUUAUAAUUAUUAUUAUUUUUUUUUUAAAAGGAUAUAAAAGAGAAAGUGGACCCAAAACAAAUCUCCGCCACCUCCACUAGAAUCGAAUUUCAGUACCCGCCACCCACCACCACACAAGUGCUUAUUUGACCUCUAUUUAAUUCUUGUAAAUAUAAAUGUGGUAUUUUUUUGACAGAGACGAACACUAAAAAGACCGGUCAUGUAGAUAAGCGUGUGUAUAGUUGCUCUGUAUAAUUGUGGAGGCUAGUAGAGACGGGACAGAUGUGGAGGAGAGAGCCGGGGCAGCGGAUUCACUUCCUGUUUCCCUGAUCAUGUGAUGAAGUUCAGGAAGUGAGGAGUGCUGUGGUCUCCUCAGGUGGACAGCUCUAGCAGGCUAAUAUUAUUCUAAUAUUGAUCAGAAGCUCAGGAUUGGACUGAGCAAACAGGAAGCGGCACUGAUUUUCAUUUUCAUUUUGCAUGCAUCACCAUCGAAAACUUCCUGCUUGUGUGUACCCUAGCAACUGUUGUCAGGGCAGCAUCUGUUAAUUUAAGUUUCCUGCUUUCAACAUCAUCUGUUUUUUAUUAUUAUUACGUUUUAAUCAAGCUUUUUUUCUUCAUUGCUUUUUUUUAUUGAACCACUGGUGUUAAAAAUUUGCACAGAGGAGAAAAAAAAACGUAUUUGACAAGCAAAUGUGAUGUCAUUAUAUGACCUUGUGUGUAUGCACAGUGUGUGUAUAUAUAUAUUUGUGUUUGUGUGUGUAGACAUAGAGUAUGCACAUACGAGUGCGUCGUGUACAGAUCUGGACUUUGAGUGACAGCUGUGUUUCUGCCUCUUGGGCGGGAAAAAAAAGAGGAUUGAUUUACACAGAAAGAAAAAUUACUUCUAUUUAUCAAGUCCACGUUGUGUAUGUUAAAUUAUAGCCUUGAAUAAAAUAGGAUUUUCUGUUUGAUACAUUUUUAACCAGCUGCAGAAAACCGCCCAUAAUGAUGUAAUAAUCCCAUUUUAAUCCAGAUAAAACCUGCGUAUUGAUAGAAAUCGGGCAGAUGAAGGGUGUUGGUUAAAUCACUAGGGUAUGUAGUGAUACUGAUACUUCAGUUUCAAACCAAUUUUGCUCAGUGAUAAAAGAGAUUUUCCCAGAAUUAAUGCUGCAAAUUGUACAAAAUGUGGACCUUUAAACCUGGUGCAUCGUUAAAAAUAUUGUUAAAAACUGACCUUGAAGUAGUUACAUUAACACAUUAUUUAUGAAGACCACACAGUGAUCAAUGGUGAACCUUAAAAACCCAUACAAGUUCGAAAUAUACAGGCUAGAAGUGCAUCAGACGGCUUCACGUAGUUACUAAGUUGUCCACCAGGGGGUGCUGUGAGUGCCGCUUUUCCCACAUUUAUGCUCUCAGACAGUCGUGACAGCAAAGCGUCUGAAAAGCAGUGUGUGGAAAUAUUCUUGUUGCCGUUAACUUGCAGUAACGAGAAACCCUGAAUAGAUAAAGGAUCUCGUUCAUAUGAAAAUCCCCGUAAACUACGUUUUUUUUAUUUCUGUGUAACUCGUACAUCUGCUUCCUGUGACUCAUGGCUGUGGCUUUUAAAGGCCAACAUCUGAGGGCUCACUCGUGCUACACGCAUGUAGCCGUGCACCGUGUGGUUGUGGCAUGUCGUGUGUAGCAGAGUCCGCACGUGUGGCAGUACAACACUAACUGGACUCUACAAGCUGUGACACUAGAGGACGAGAAACACUAGUUUAGCAAAAAGCUACGACGCCAUCUCUGCUUGCGACAUAGCAUGAGGCUUCAUUCAUUCAUCCAAGUAGAAAUGUAUUGUUCUUCUUUUGUCACCACGGAUACAGACGUGUGAGCCAUAGCAACCAGCCAAUCGGGUGUAAGAUCGGCAAGUGAAGGAAAACACAAAACACCAUCGCUAUAGUAGUUUAAAUGUGAUAAAUAAUCGCAGCUGUGGCAACAGUGA
Solea solea (common sole) is the source of this 5786-nucleotide messenger RNA. RefSeq names its product mitogen-activated protein kinase kinase kinase kinase 3-like. NCBI's taxonomy places the organism in Eukaryota, Metazoa, Chordata, Actinopteri, Pleuronectiformes, Soleidae. The record is from RefSeq and is a predicted model, not a curated record. Gene Ontology annotation, molecular function: ATP binding; MAP kinase kinase kinase kinase activity. The transcript has 36 exons. The coding region runs from base 125 to 3172 and encodes 1015 amino acids. Gene Ontology annotation, biological process: protein phosphorylation.